Messenger RNA from Amblyraja radiata (thorny skate), 955 nucleotides. It is a transcript of the gene mgarpa, whose product is annotated as mitochondria localized glutamic acid rich protein a. Gene Ontology annotation, cellular component: mitochondrion; mitochondrial outer membrane. The transcript is spliced from 6 exons. Bases 245 to 886 code for a protein of 213 amino acids. Gene Ontology annotation, biological process: anterograde axonal transport. The record is from RefSeq and is a predicted model, not a curated record. NCBI's taxonomy places the organism in Eukaryota, Metazoa, Chordata, Chondrichthyes, Rajiformes, Rajidae.
UUUCGUUGUUUAAUAAUUAUUCAGUGUGGGCGGGUUUCGGAAACCCACAUGGCAGAAGCGACCUCGGGAUUUUGCUACUUGCACACUUUACGCUUGCCGUGGACGUGACGCUGUCAGUCAAGCAGCGGCGGCGGUUUGGGAGUGUGAGUGAGAGAGAAGAUCUACUGUGAUCUGCAGAGCGCCCGGCGCUGUUGGUCUUUUCCACAGCAGAAACUGCCACCGUUUGGAUCACCAAACAGGCACGAUGUAUCUCUGCAGGGUCGCCUACCACAACCUGGCCAAGCUGUCGAUAUCCUCACGAUUACUUAGGAACGUGUACAGAGACGGAUCGAUACGACAGAUAUCGUUUGGUGGUCAUUCAGGCUCCUCGGGAGAGAACAUGAUAUAUGCCCUAAUAGUCGGUGGAGUGAUUGGAGGUGGAAGCCUUUACACAUACAAGGUUCUCCACAAUGACAAAGCCAGAUACAAUGACAGAGUUGCAGAGAUAAUGGAGCGUCCGAAGAAUGAGAGCACACCCAAGGAACUGCAACCUAAGGUUACAGAGAAAGCUGAUGAAGUGCAACCUCUUGAAGUAGUAGAAGCUGGUGAAGAAGGCCUGGCAGAAAAUGUUGAGCCACCUGAGAGUCCUUCAACAGUUGAACCCAACUUGGAAAAGUCAACAGUGGAAGAAGAAGUGAUUGAAGUUCUGCCACUACCUACUUCAGAUGAUUCCCAGACUUCUGAAGAGGUUGAAGCUGAUGCAGAGACUCUGGAGUCAACAGCAGUGGAGGAGGAAGUCCCUGCGGCUAACAUUGUUGAGCAGGUUGAAAAUCUUCCAAUGGUUGUGGAACCCAAUACGAUGCCAGAGGAAGACGAGGCUGAGACCCCAGCUGAACAGGCACAGUAGCUACAACAGAACAAACUAAGAACAUCCUUCCUGAUAAUUUAUUUUGAAAUAUAAAAAUAUCCAUCAUGA